Dictyostelium discoideum AX4 is the source of this 2858-nucleotide messenger RNA. RefSeq lists its product as hypothetical. Gene Ontology annotation, biological process: DNA biosynthetic process; RNA-templated DNA biosynthetic process. The annotation marks the transcript as partial. Lineage: Eukaryota; Evosea; Eumycetozoa; Dictyosteliales; Dictyosteliaceae. The record is from RefSeq and is a predicted model, not a curated record. Gene Ontology annotation, molecular function: nucleotidyltransferase activity; transferase activity; DNA-directed DNA polymerase activity. The transcript is spliced from 2 exons.
CACCUGGUACUGCAAAUGACCAUGAAGCAAUCAAUAUUAUCAAUCAUUUAAUAAUUAAUCACAAUAACACAUCAAUCAAUCAAUUUACAAAUUGGUCAAAAGUAAAAUCAAAAAUUAUUAAAACUCUAAAAAACUAUCAAUAUAAUAAAGACAAACAAACUCAACGUGCAAAACAAAUUCUAUUAGAAAAAGCAGCAAAAUUCAAACAUCUUGAAGAACAAUGCAUUGCUGAAUACAAUAUUAUAUGUAACAAAAACAAAUUACAUCAAAACCACACAAACAUAUUAAAAAAACAUAUAAAUGGAGAAAUACCUAGUAAGUAUCUAUCAGCAAUACUAAACAAAAGAUCAAAAGAUGCAAAAAUUGAAUCAAUCCAAUAUGGUAACAUCAUUACAUCCGACCCCGACCAAAUUGAAAAUGCGUUUGUUGAAUUCUACACAAAUCUGUAUAGCUUACAAAUAUGUUGUCCAAUUACUCACCAGCUCAUGCUAAACACAUGGCCCAUCAUAAAAAAUGAAAAUUGGAAUGAAAAUCCUCACCACAUCACAACAGAAUUCACCGAAGGUCUUAUACACACAAUAUACAAGAAAGGCAACCCCUUACUCAUAUCAAAUCGUCUUCCCAUUACACUUCUAAACACUGAUUACAAGAUCCUCUCAAAAGUAAUCAAUACACGUCUUCUGAGAAUACUUCCUUUCAUCAACAACAACCAAACUGGUUUCGUACCCCACAGAUUCAUCAUAGACAACAUCAUCAACAUCAAUGAAUUAAUCAACUACCUCAAAUCUAAAAACCUCCCUGGUAUCAUCACACUAUUUGACUUAUUUAAAGCAUUUGAUUCUAUCUCUCACGAUAGUAUUAAAAGAACAUUAAUUCAUAUUGGUAUACCAAUAAAAUUAAUAAAUUUAAUCCACAAGCUAUUAUCUGACUCACAAGCAAAAAUUUUAAUUAAUGGUAAAACGACCAGAAAAUUCGAUAUUAAAAGAGGUGUAAAACAAGGUGACCCAAUCUCAGCCACUUUAUUUGUAAUUGUAAUUGAAAUAUUAGCAAGAACAAUAAAUGCAGACAAUACAAUAAUUGGAUUACCAAUUUCACCCAAUCCACAAAUUAAAAUCAAAUUUACCCAAUUUGCAGACGACUCUACAACCUACAACAUCAACUACGAACAACAACAACAAUCAAUCAAACAUUUCGAUAAUUUCUGCGCUUCAACAUCAUCAUCAUUAAAUUUUGACAAAAGUGCAAUAAUAGAAAUCAACCCCCACAAAAUCACUGAUAAACACAUAAUAAACAACAUUCCACAAUCAAAAAGAAUACCAAUAACCAAAAAAGAUCAAUCAGAAAGAGUCCUUGGCUAUUUCUUUAAUCAUAAUGGUUUACAUAGGAAAUUACCAGAAACAAUGAAAACACUGAUUAAAUCAUUAGUACUAUGGAAAACUAGUGGAACAACAUUAAAAACAAAAACAACCAUCAUAAACACCUACUCACUAUCACCAAUAACAUAUUUAUCAUUCCUUGAAGAAUUUACAAAAGAUGAAGAAAUUCAAAUUAAUAAAUUAAUCUCAUGGUUUAUGAAUUCUCCCGCAAAUUCUGAAUCACCAACUCUCGAUACCAAUUCCAUUGAAAAAAACACAUCAACCAUCCAAUCACGUGCAAAAAUACCUUUGAUGUGUUAUGAUAGAUCGUUAAAACCAUUAAAAGAAGGUGGUUGGGGUAUGUGGAAUAUACAAUUACGACAAGUUGCUCAAAAGAUUUGGAUAUACAACAGAUUUUUACAAAUGCAUAAAUCUGCAAACAAUUCACUAUACAUGAUAAGUUGGAUGGAUCAAAUCAUCAACAAAUCAAUCUCUUCUCCAUACCUUAUAAAAAUCAAAAAAGAAUGGGAAAACUAUGCAACUCAAAUUGGACAUCUAAAAGAUAAAGUUCAAAUCCUACAACCAAUAUUAAUAAAAAAUCAAACCUCUCAAACAUUAAACACAAAUAAUAUUUCACUACCACCAACACUCAAAGAAAUCUACUCGACAAUACUCAACAAUCACCAAUGUAAAUCAAAAGACUAUAUUGGCAAGAAAUAUUCAGAUCUACUUCUUACUUCGCACCAACAAUCAAUACAACUAUUAUGGAAAUACACAUACGACCAACUAUUUGUCAAAAUUCAAAAAUUAAAAGAUCCAAAAGGCCGUGAUACAAUGCAAAGAUUCCAUGCUAGAUGUCUUCCGAUUAAUCAUCUACACAACAAAGUUUGCCCCAUUUGCAACAAUGAAAUGAAUAAUGAUCCCUAUGGUCAUUUGUUUUUCAAUUGUCAGCACACAAUCAACUUCAUAAACUACGACAAAUUAAAAUAUUUUAUAUAUAAAAAUUGCAAUGGAAACAAAAACUGGUCACUAACAAAAAACCAAACAACAAAAUUAUACACACUCAUUUAUAAACCACAAACAAACAACAAAGCAUUUAAACCAGAUCCAACUAUCAAUAUUAAUUUUCAUUUUGCAGAAAACGCACAAUAUAAAAAAUACAAGUUCAACUGGAAUUAUAUAAACACAAAUCUUGAUCUAGUCAGAACACAUGCAUAUUGGAACAUAAUCUCAUUAGUUAUUCACCAAAUAUGGAUAUGGUUAUGCAAAUCAUUAUUUGACAUCAAUAUAACUCAAUCAAUUGAAAAUUGGAACAACCAAAUAAACAACACAACACUAGAUUAUGAUAUAUUAAAAUCAAAAUGGCACAGGCUAAUAAGAUUGGAAUAUUCAAGAACAUUAUCAACUUUAACCAAUACUCAAUUAAAAACAACCUCACAAAAACUCAAAAAGAAACCCAAUGGUCCGAAACCAUCAAAAAAUUUAAAAAAGAAUGGAGCAUAA